This is a messenger RNA of Hypoxylon trugodes, 1605 nucleotides long. RefSeq lists its product as uncharacterized. Lineage: Eukaryota; Fungi; Ascomycota; Sordariomycetes; Xylariales; Hypoxylaceae. The record is from RefSeq and is a predicted model, not a curated record. The transcript has 4 exons. Bases 625 to 1431 code for a protein of 268 amino acids.
GAAUUGGCUAAGCUGAUUCGCCCCUUGAGGUUACACGUCGCGGGAUCCAGCAGGCAACAAGUAACAAGACCCUGCCGCCAAGCACGAGCCGCACCUACGUCCCGGAGAUAGGCGUCAUAGUCGAACAGCGAGCCCUCUUAGCUCAGCUUUGAUCCGAGACAUUGAUUGCAUUAGCCACACUGAACUGUCUAGACCCCCGAAUCCGGUGGCGCUGCGGACCUAGAUUGUAAUUGCCAUUGUUUUUGCUUUUGCUUCUUAUCAUGUAGAUCCCGCAGUAUGGGUUGUCUGAAAGAUAAUGCGGAUAAUAGGUAAGUCCAUCAGGAACGCCAACCCCUUUCAUUUACCGGCCCAGCCAAUUUCUCAUCUUGCCACGAUCCGGGGGUCUUGGUAUCUUCACUUCGCGACGGAAGUCCCCGAGAUAUUGCGUGCGAAUCUGAGGGAUUUAGAAUAUCUGAAGCUUUUCUACUACCUUGGUAAUCCGCCUUAUCUACCUAGUCCUUUGCUCAUUUUCCCAUAGCAAUUUUUCAACCUACAACCUCGUCAAUAUUCCUCUUUUCUUAAAUAUCAAAUGCGAUUACGAAUAUAUAAACCAUAUCUCGACAUCAUACCACUACAAUCACCGCCAUGCCAGAGGAGAAGCUCGAGCCCAGCCAAGGCUACAGCUCAGGGCCAAUUGAGCCAAGAUCUUACGGUCGUCAUCUCUUAGAGCGGUUUUCUGAGAAGGUCGAUUCUACUGUAGGGGCUGUACCCCUGUUAGCCUGUUGUUUCGCAACUGGCCUCACUGACGGGACUCUCUAUAACGCCUACGGUACUUUCGUGUCGAUGCAAACUGGAAACACCGUUUUCGUCGCACUCGGUACAUCAGGGCAGAAUAAUAAGCCGUAUGGAUGGGCCCGUUCGCUUUGUUCCAUUGGAUGUUUCACCAUAGGCUGUUUUGCCUUCUCCCAGUUGCACAAGUUAAUCGGUGGCGGUCGCCUUCGAAGAACACUAUGUGCCUCAUUCCUUGCUCAAACCAUCUGCGUUGUUGUCGCAGCAUCCAUUAUCCAAGCUGGUGUUAUCGACGGAAGUUAUCCUUCAAACAGGAAUCCUGCGGAUGUAAACUUCGCCGAGCUCGCAAUUGUGGCAUUACUCAGUUUCCAGGCUGGGGGUCAGAUCGUGAACAGUCGGGCAUUGGGGAUCAGUGAAGUCCCGACUACUGUCAUAACAUCUCUGUUGUGCGAUCUUGUCAUAGACGAAAGAAUCCUAGAGCCAUUCAGGAAGAACGUGAAGCGAAACCGCAGGGUCGUGGCUUUCGUGCUUACAUUUCUAGGCGCGGUAUGCGGUGGAUGGAUCUCCAAAGCUACAGGCGCUGUACAGCCAAGUCUAUGGUUUGUUGCAGCCAUUAAGGGGACGAUUACGCUCUCAUGGGUAUUCGUUAAGAAGGUUAACUAAUAUUAGUUGGUCUCUGGCUUAUACAGUUAUUCAGUGAUUAUUGUUCAUAUUACAUUAAAACAACCUAAUCACCUAUAAACACCGGCCCAUAGUAACAAUAACAACAUAAGGCGUGUUCACAUUCACAUAUAUAAUGUCCAAUAGUAUAGGAAUAUUUAUCAAUUAUAUUUAGGG